UUUCUCUCGUGGAGAAAAAAAAAAUUGGCUUGAGUAAUGUACAAUGAACUUAUAAAGCUAGAAAGAAAGAGAGACUGUUUGAUAGAUUAUCUUUCUUUUUGUUUACUUCAAAGGACAAGGAAUCUACAAAAAGAUUACUUGCUUCGAUGUAUAACUUUCAAUUAUUUAUGUCUUGGGAGAGAUUAUCUCACACAACAAGCAUCCUUACUUGAACUUGUCACCAAGUUAUCCUCCUCUUCCUCUCUAUCUCACAUUUAGAAAUUGUUUAACAGUUGAAACCUCCCUCUCUUACACUCCUCUCAUGCUUUCAUCUUCAGCUCUUCUUUAACUCAAACUCUUCUUUUGAUGCUUUCUUAGCUUCUUCCUCUAAAUGUCUCAUCACCAUCACUAUGAAACCAACCCUCAUUUCGCGCGCCUUCCAUCUCAGAAUCAACACGUCAAAGGUGGUGGUGCCUCUACCUCACAAACACCCCCACAUCAAACCUCAAAAUCUCACCCCAAAACUGCACCAGGAAUCCAAAUCAAGCCUCGUGAUCGCCACGGUAAACGACCAGUCCAAGAACCUCCUCAUUCCGUGAUACCUGUACCACUAAGACCAGAAGAGAGACUACCACCACGGGAAACUCCAAACUCUUCCAAAAUACCAGUACUAUCAAGCCCUGAAGAGAAACGACCACCACGGAAAAACCCAAACUCUGCUAAAAGACCGUUACUAUUAAGCCCUGAAGGUCAUCAACGAUCUCCACCACCACAACAACCACAAGCACCACGCGGUUACGCAACAUCAUUACCUCCAAUAGCCAAACCAACUCCAUGGAGAAACGCUCCAACACCAUCACCGCAUCGCCGUGGUGGCCACCGGACGCCACCACCUUCAAGAGACCAAACAAACACAGCCACAUGGUCAGCUGCAUUCUGCUGUGCCAUCUUCUGGAUCAUUCUUAUCCUCAGCGGUCUAGUCGUCCUAAUCGUCUACCUAGUGUACCGUCCACGCUCUCCUCACAUCGACAUCUCAGCCGCUAACUUAAACGCCGCUUAUCUCGACAUGGGGUUUCUUCUAAACGGAGACCUAACCAUGUUAGCAAACUUCACAAACCCAAACAAGAAAAGCAGUGUAGAGUUCAGCUCUUUGACGUUCGAGCUUUACUACUACAACACUCUUAUAGCGUCUCAGUACGUUGAGCCUUUUAAGGUUCCUAAGAAAAUGUCCAUGUUUGCGAAUGUUCAUCUCGUGAGUAGUCAAGUUCAGCUCGAGCCAACGCAGAGCCGGGAGCUGCAGCGUCAGAUUGAAACCGGUCCGGUUUUGUUGAACGUGAGAGGAACGUUUCAUGCACGUUCGAACUUAGGGGCGUUGUUUAGGUACUCUUAUUGGUUGCAUACUCAUUGCAGCUUUUCUUUGAAUAGUCCUCCUUCAGGAGCUAUGCGUGCUAGAAGAUGCAGUACCAAACGCUAACGUAUUUGCUAUUUUCUUUUGCUCUAUUUUUUUUCGACACAUUCGGAAAAUAAUUGAUUUUCUGUACUCAUUGAUAACUCUUAUCAGAUUUGUUUAAAUAUUUGAUUUUAUGUGCGUUACUAAUUUUUACAAAGUAUAGAAUUAAUGUUCUAAACUUAGAAUGCUCUAUUAAGACUUUCUUUUUAAACUU
Molecule: messenger RNA, 1643 nt
Organism: Brassica napus (rape)
Lineage: Eukaryota; Viridiplantae; Streptophyta; Magnoliopsida; Brassicales; Brassicaceae
Product: NDR1/HIN1-like protein 13
Exons: 1
Coding region: 371-1453 (360 amino acids)
Cellular component (GO): plasma membrane
Source: RefSeq, a predicted model, not a curated record